Rhizophagus irregularis DAOM 181602=DAOM 197198 is the source of this 923-nucleotide messenger RNA. RefSeq lists its product as uncharacterized. NCBI's taxonomy places the organism in Eukaryota, Fungi, Glomeromycota, Glomeromycetes, Glomerales, Glomeraceae. The record is from RefSeq and is a predicted model, not a curated record.
AAUUAAACAUCGCUGCGGAGCAACAGGAGUAUUAACUUUUCGUGAAAAUGAAAUUUUUAUUCAAAAACACGUUUAUCGCGUUCUUUAUAUUUUAUCUGUGGCUUAUUAAACAAACUAAAGCAAAUAUUGAAAAAGAAGUUUUUACUUCUAACGUUGUAAAGAUUUCUGAAAAUUUUUACGCAGAAAUUUUAGAAUGGAGUGAACAAGAAGGUUUAGUGACUCUAACGCCUCCGUAUACUAUCCAACGUUAUGAACGAAUAGUACCUUUCAUUAAUGCUGACGAAAUUACCCAAAAUAAGACAGGACAAAAAGAAAAAUGGUAUAUUCUUGAUGGUUUAGAAGAAGGAAAUACAUAUGAAACAAGAGUAUCUUAUGCAGCGACGUCGCCAACAACGUUCGUGUUGGAAAUAAUGGGUUUCGAGGAAGCAUUAAAUAUUUUUAAAAAGAGACAAAAUUUGGAAAUUACUCAGUCGAAUUCUCAACAAAUUAUUACUACAAAAAAAUUGCUCCGCGUGAGCGCUAAAUACGAAGGAGUGUCCAAUAUUCCAGGAAGAGAAUUUCGUCCAAUAAUAUAUAAUAUCGUACUGGAAACUUUAACUUAUGGAGUUCCGCGCGUUGCGUUCAAAUUAAUUCUAAUGUUGGCGUUAAUUUUAGGAAUUGGUUAUUUUAUAUGUGUUCCAAUGUUUUAUUCAUCUUUGCAAAAAUUAAUAGAAGUCGCACAAAUAAAUAGAGGGGAAUUAAACCGAGAAAAACGUGAAUAGAAAUAAUGCGAUUCGCGUAAAUUAUUUAAAAAUAGCACAUGAUGAUCGACGGACUAUAUUGUAGAUCUACAGAUAUAAUUCCAUAAUUUCGAUGUUUUACUACUUUACUACUUUAAUACUUUAAGGAAAUGUUUUUGUUGUUAUUAUUUAUUAUUUAUUAUA